AUGACUCUGACUGCAGGCCACGAGUUGGUCAAGAAAUGUGCCAAGACCAAAUUUGUGAACCUGGUGAAGUGUCGAAGUGAGUUCAACAGUGUGAACGAAGACCUGAGAGCCACCUAUCACAUCCUCGCUGGUGCUGCACAGGUUGAUCCAUGGAGCACGAAGAGCGGGAUGCUCCAAGAUGUCGACUGGGAUGAUGGGUUGGGGCAGCUUGGUGCCAUGGCCCCUGCACGUUAUUCUCCUGCCGCAGCUCCCUCUCUGUAUCAUGAUGCAGCAGCCCCCAGGCCUCAACCCACCACGGCUGCUUAUGCUGCUGUUGUGGAGGUGGACAAAAGGAGAACGCAGCGUCCUUCUCCUCCUCAGACUGCAGCCAUGCUGCUGAACACUCUGCUUAUGGUAAUACUGAGCUCUCAGUGCAUCUGGGCCAGAAAGUCUGAACCCUCCCUCAGCGAGGGGGACACCGUCGGAUUGUUCAGGGGAUCAGACAAAUAUGACUUUGCCAUCGAGGUUUCUGCUGCAGGGAUGGAGUGUUUCUGGCACUUUGCCCACCAGAGUGGAAGCUUCUACUUCACAUAUAUGGUACAGUGGGUAACAGGGAUGGCCAACAAUCACCGGCUGUUUGUGACGGUCAACUCACCACAGGGCGUUCUGGUGGCUUCACACAACGAAGCCGUUGGUCGAUUGAAUUUCCAGACUGAGUUGACAGGUUUUUACCGAAUGUGUCUUGGGAACCACAACAACCAAUUUGGAGGAAUCAGGGUCUUUCUGAGCUUUGGUGUCAUCUACGAAGGAUCAGAGGAAUCAAAGAGAGAUCUGGAGGAAGGGCACAAAGUCCUCAACAGCACUUUGACUAGUAUUGAGGAGAGUGUACAGAGGCUCCAGAAUCAGAUCUUUCACAUGUGGCAUCAUUACAAUUUUGCUCGGAUGAGGAAAGGGAAAGAUCACUACCUCCUCCUGUCCAACCUCAGCUACGUCAACUGGUGGUCGGCGACCCAAAGUCUCAUCAUCCUCCUUACUGGAUACCUGCAGCUCCUUGUCCUCAAGAGACUCUUCCACACUGACACCAGCAGGCCGAGAUGCUGA
This is a messenger RNA of Hippoglossus stenolepis (Pacific halibut), 1080 nucleotides long. Its product is annotated as transmembrane emp24 domain-containing protein 6-like. Lineage: Eukaryota; Metazoa; Chordata; Actinopteri; Pleuronectiformes; Pleuronectidae. Gene Ontology annotation, cellular component: endoplasmic reticulum; COPII-coated ER to Golgi transport vesicle; endoplasmic reticulum-Golgi intermediate compartment. Gene Ontology annotation, biological process: endoplasmic reticulum to Golgi vesicle-mediated transport; Golgi organization; intracellular protein transport. The record is from RefSeq and is a predicted model, not a curated record. The transcript has 5 exons. Bases 1 to 1080 code for a protein of 359 amino acids.